UCCACGUGAUCAGACAUGCUUGGUGUCGAAACGACACUCUGUAACUCUGUAACGUCUAAUUUCACAAGCUGGUCUUCCCUUACACUAUAUUCAAGGACUACACCGCCUGGAGCGAGGGCAGAAAAACAUCCUUUAAUGUUACGGACCGCCGACUAUCCUUUGCUGAAAAUGACAUGAGUUAUAGAAUUGACUGAACUGCUGUCUACUAUAGGGCAUAGACGGAACGUUUUUAUACCGUGCGCUGAUAGUACUAGUGUAUAUAUCUUUGUGAAAACCCGUAAAAGACUCGGUUUGUUAUUAUCUCGUUAAUAAUUGAACGCCGUCAGCCCGAGGGGAGUCUCCAUGCACCAUUGUUGCAGUCCCACAGUUGCUCGACCUUUUCUCGUCACAUGUUGACUCGGUGUGUGGGCAAGUCUUCUGUAUGUCUCUGGAGGACGGUCGCACCAAAACAUAUUGACCUAUGACCGGAGGGCCCAAACCGCCACUGGGCUCUGAGAAACCGUUCUCCCACCUGUGGCUAACCUACCUGACGCCCGGAUGAAGUAGUUCAAAGGACGACGUCAGCCACUGGGAUCUGGACACCUCCUAGACAAGACAGGUUUACAAGUCUAACAUCAUGGCGGCAGCCCCGCGGAAGGACGGCCUGGAUGAUCCCCCCAGCCCUCCCCCCGGCUCCCUGCCGCUGGCCUGUGUAGACGCGACCCCUCGGGCGGUGAUGGAGACGGUACUGUCGGACCUGAAGUGCCCGAUCUGCCUGGACCUGCUGACCGUGCCCGUCCUCAUGCUGCCCUGUCAGCACAACUUCUGUCAGGCCUGUCUCAGGGACAUGUUUCAGGGACCAUACAGGUCCCGGCGGAUCCGGUGUCCGGUGUGCCGGGAGGAGUUCUGGCUGUCCCGCGGGGUGGACGGGGUGGCGCGGAACCGCCUGGCCGAGAAGGUCUUACAGACAUGGCAGGAGGAGCAGGCCAAACCCAAACCAAAGACGACCGUGUGCGCGGACCAUCCCGACGAGCGAGUGAACCUGUUCUGCCAGACGGACGACAUGGCCAUCUGCGCCCGCUGCGUCAUCAGCCAGCAUCGUCAUCAUGACGUCACGGAGCUGGGCCGCGUGGUUCACUGGAAGAAGGCCCACCUUGAGGCGAGUUUGGAGAGUCUGGACCAGACGAACGGCGAGUUGGAGAGUUUCAUAGAGCUGCUGAACUCCGUCAUCAUGGAGGUCAAGGACAAAGCCGAGGAAGAGAAGGGUAAGGUGACGAGCGCGUACGACGAGCUGAUCUCCCUGCUGGAGGAGCGGAAGCUUGGGCUGGUGUCGCGGGUGGAGGAGGAGGCCGGGGCGAAGCUGCAGGAGCUCAGGGAGCAGACCGACACGUGCCGGGACGUGCUGGAGAACAGCCGGGCGGUGGGCGGCCAGGCGCGGCUGGCGCUGGACGAGACCGACCCGGGGGCUUUCGUGGUGCUUGCAGGACAGACAAAGCAAAGAAUAGACCAGGCGGUGUCCAUGGUGCGGGGCAUGGCGCGGCUCCCUGCCGCCGACUCCCACUUCCUGCACGUGGCGAUAGACCUACACAGGGAGAAAGAGAUGGUCAUUAGGCUAAGCCAGGAGGAAGGCACGAGGUUCACCAUGGACCCCCGGACGGCCCACUGUGAGCUGGUGCUGCGCCAUGGCAACACGGUGGUUGCUAUGGACGCCGAGAGAAGAACCUGCCGCCGUGCUUCACUCGACUCCUCUUGUUCCAGCAGCCCCGACAGCUGUGAAAACUCGGAGCGCUUUACCAGAUUUUCCUACAGCGUGCUGGGCGGCGUGUUCCUCAGCCACGGGACUCACUACUGGGAGGUGGACGUGUCCGCGACGACCACCUACCGACUCGGCGUGGCCGCCAGCCGGGUCGCUCGGGACAAGUCGCUCGGGUGCACGGCCGACGCCUGGUGCAUCAGCCGGGAGGGCGGAGGGGACUAUGUCGCCCACCACGACGUGCAGAUAUACAUGUUAUCCAUUCACGAAUACCCCAGGAUGAUCGGCGUACUGCUUGACUGCGAGCAUGGGACACUGACGUUCUUCGACGCCAUGCGGAACUAUGCGGUACUGCACAGGUUUUUAGACGUCAAGGGAGAGCUCGAGGAUCCCAUCUGCCCGGCUUUCUCGGUGGGGGAGGGCCACCUGGUCCUGUACACGGGCAGGACAGCGCCUGAGUUCCACAGCUCGUCUGCCCACUCCGGGAAGGUCAUCUACAACUUCAUCAACCUGAUGGGGAGGAUGGUCGGAUACCAGUAGAUCGGCUGCAUCAGUAGUUUCAUAUUAAUCCAUUCAAGCCCACCAUUCCAGUUCACCUAGGCUACGUUAUAGGCUACGUCACCUAUGCGACGUGACGUGUACAUUUACUUAAACAUAUAACGUUACAAAUACACAUACACAAGGAAUUGUAUCAAAUAUUUCGACUAUUUUUCAUCGAUGUGCUACUUGAGGCAUUGAUCCGUCAAUUACUAAUACUUUCUGAACAAGCGAAUAUUG
Molecule: messenger RNA, 2509 nt
Organism: Branchiostoma belcheri (Belcher's lancelet)
Lineage: Eukaryota; Metazoa; Chordata; Leptocardii; Amphioxiformes; Branchiostomatidae
Product: E3 ubiquitin-protein ligase Midline-1-like
Exons: 9
Coding region: 617-2272 (551 amino acids)
Molecular function (GO): zinc ion binding; protein binding
Source: RefSeq, a predicted model, not a curated record